UCCGGGAGAUGGUGAUGGACUGGUGUACUGCAGUCCAUGGGGUCGCAAAGAGUUAGAUAGGACUGAGUGACUGAACAACAACAACAAUCUGAACUUCUGGUCUUUUUCUUUUUUUCUUUUAAACAGACAGCUGAAGAAGUUUUGAGGGAAAUCCACCGCUUUUUAAACAUUACCAACUAAUCUUGAUAUGUAAAAAAAUUACAAUAUGGGCCAAAGGAAACAUAUCUCUGAUUUUGAUUUCAUUAUUCUGCUGGCUUCAUAGACCACAAACAAAGAGAUUGCAGAAGAAAAGUGAUUUAGAUAAGUUCAUGAAUGUCAGGUUUUAAAAGAUUCUACUGUGUUUCAGAUGUCAACAUUCAGAUUAGCAUUUAUUUAUUCAACAAGUAGUUAUUGAAUGACUGCCACGUACCAAGCACUACCAGAGAAUCAAAGAUGCAGAAACAUUCUUGGGCCUGACCUUUUAGUGGGAGGCACACAAACGAUGACAAGACAGUGUAACUAUUAAAAAGAAGUCUGAAUGAGCAGGAUGAUGCUUGAUAAUGGAAGGAGGAGUUUAAAGUUGGUCCUGUAGAGAAGUAAGGAGAGUCUUCAUUUUAUCAACCUUGACCUUUCUGAGCAUGGAGGGCAGAAACAAGGAGAACAACUCCACAGAGAAAUCUGAAGAACGUAUGAGUUGCAGACCUACAUCAGUAGAAGCUGAAAAGGGACAGGGAACUUCUGGUGAAGCAGAGAUAGCAAAAAAUUCAGCACAGGGGACCAAAAGAAAAAGAGAUACAAAAAAUAGCACAGCCUGCGGUCCAGGAGACAUGUCACAACGUUGUGACGGUGUGAAACCUCCCAAGACACCGAUGCGGAUCCCCAUCCCCCCUCUACCUGCUGUCCUGCCGCCAGUCAACCUGGUCCAUAGGGACGUCAUUCGUGCUUGGUGCCAGCAGUUAAAACUGAGCACCAAAGGCCCGAAACUAGAUGGAUAUAAACGACUCUGUGAAUAUACUUACCCUCAUCAAAAAAACAUUCCUGCCACAGCACAGGAGGCCAGGAUCCUGUCACUAUCGAAAAGGAUAAAGAUAGAAAAGGGGGAACUACCACUGGAAUGCUCUGUUGAGAGAAUGUCUUCUGAAGGGGCUGCUCCUCCUGCACCAGGGCCAUCUGCCCUUGAGGGAGCUCCUCCGCCUCCUGAGGCAGUUGUAUCAACUUCUGCCCCCAACUCAGAAGCUGUGUUUGCCGCCUGGAGCAGAAUGACAGCCAGGGCCGUGAAGAUGGAGUCAGUACGAUCACAAGAGACUUGUGAGGUCCAGUGGUGCGUGGUCCACAGGAGAAGUCUCCCAGCUAACACAGAAGGCUGGGUUCGUUUACAGUUUCAUGCUGGGCAGGCCUGGGUGCCUGGAAAACGAAGGAGGGUGUCUGCAUUCUUCCUGAUACCAUCUGGUGACUUUCCACCCCCACACCUGGAGGACAAUAUGCUGUGCCCUGAGUGUGUACACAGGAAUAAUUUAUUAACAAAAAGCCUGCAGUGAGAUCAUAAUACCAGUAAAAGGGUA
Messenger RNA from Bubalus bubalis (water buffalo), 1541 nucleotides. RefSeq names its product developmental pluripotency-associated protein 4-like. Gene Ontology annotation, cellular component: nucleus. The record is from RefSeq and is a predicted model, not a curated record. Bases 618 to 1517 code for a protein of 299 amino acids. Gene Ontology annotation, biological process: system development. Lineage: Eukaryota; Metazoa; Chordata; Mammalia; Artiodactyla; Bovidae. Gene Ontology annotation, molecular function: chromatin binding. The transcript has a single exon.